AUGAAUGGCACCUAUCGCUACGAUCAUGACUUCCAUGAAGAGACGAUAGAGAUGAAUGCCCGUCACGGCAAUAACCCUUAUGUGUACCAGCAACAGCAAUACUCGCAACCGCCCAGUCCCUACUAUGAGACUCACCACCACCAUUACGGAUCCCAACCCAUGUCGCCCAUGCGACCGUCUCGCCCGCCAUCAGACGAGUACGGCGCCCCAACAGGAUGGCCAUUGCCCGCGCCGUCGUUCGUGCAUAGUCCUUAUGAUUCCCGAUCCGCUUCUCCCUCGUUGCAGCAAAUCGACCAGAGCAACCAGUCUCUAACCAACCUCGUCACUCAUCCGUCGUCUCCCGUCUUCGCGAAGGACUGGGUGCAGCCGGGCUCGAUCGCCCGCAUCUCUGACCGAGACGACAUCGACACUUGGAAAGGGUGGAAGCGCUUCCUCUUUAAAUUCGUUCCACUCUUCACCUUCGCUAACUCAGGGUUGUACCUCUUCUACCUGGGUCUGCGCGUCUUCUGCGUGGUCGCGGCCCAGAAGGCUGCGGGCGAGAGCUAUGCCGCCGCGUGGGUGUUCAUCGCGAUCGAGAUCGCGGUAGCGAUCCCCUCCCAGCUGCACAACUGCUGGACCAUGAUGGCUAUGAAGAAGAGAGGGCGACCAAAGCUGCGACUGAUGGGUGAUGAUGUCCCCAUGGUGGAUGUCUUUGUCACCUGCUGCGGAGAGGAGGAUGAGGUUGUUCUUGAUACCGUCCGUGGCGCGAUCGACCAGGAUUACCCCAGCCACCGGUUCCGGGUUAUCGUACUGGACGAUGCUAAGUCGGCAACGCUCGAGUAUUCCGUCAAACAGCUCGCCCUGGCCCAUCCCAACGUGCUCUAUAUGGCUCGCGAGAAGAUCCCCGGCAAGCCACACCACUUCAAGGCGGGCAAUCUCAACUACGGCCUAGACCAGGUGCGGUUUUUGCCGGGAGGACCAGGCGAGUACAUGGCAGCUCUCGAUGCGGAUAUGAUUCCGGAGCAGGAAUGGCUGCGUGCCGUUCUCCCCCACCUGGUUGCCGAUCCCAUGAUGGCCCUUGCAUGCCCACCCCAGCUGUUUUAUAAUACUCCGCUCUCCGAUCCGCUCGCGCAGAGCUUGGACUUUUUCGUGCAUGUCAUCGAACCCAUCAAGGAUGCGCUUGGUGUGGCCUGGUGUACUGGGUCUGGGUAUAUCUGUCGGCGGGAGGCUCUCGAUCAGAUCGGUCAUUUCCCGCUGGGUUCUUUGGCCGAGGACGUUGCCACAUCUACGCUGAUGCUGGGUAGGGGUUGGCGAACGGCAUACAUCCACGAGCCGCUUCAGUUUGGUACCGUUCCUGAGGACUACGGUGGCCACCUGAAGCAGCGAACGAGAUGGGCUAUCGGAACCGUGGACACUGCUUUCAAGCUGAAGUUUUGUCUCUGGGGUGAUGCCGUCAAGAAGAUGACCGUGGCCCAGCGCUUCUCGGGGUUCCUCUACGCUACGCUCAGUUUAUAUACAAUCUUGGUCACGGCAUCUCUCUUCGCGAUCCCCAUCAUUCUGUUGUGGGGUAAGAGACUGGUUGCCUAUGCGAACGAGGAACAGCUGCACUGGCUCAUCUGGGCUUGUUUCGCGGCCAGCAUCAUGAACCGCCUCUGCGAGUUUGUCCUGUUCAGUCCCGCGGGCUACCACACCGGACAGCGUGGUGCUCGAUACCAAAUGUGGAUGUCGCCUUAUAUUGCGCUGUGCAUUAUCCGGUCCUUCAUUCUGCCCCGGUGGCUUGGCGGCCAGACACAGGCCUUCAAGCCCACUGGAUCCUUGGGUUCAACCCUCAACGAGCGAGACCCGAAACAACGGCGGCCCAUGUUCGUUCGGUUGCCCGUGCUCUUGUUCAACUAUAUGGCUGUUUUCCAUCUGGUCUUUGUCUACGUCACUCUAGCAGCGGUCGUCGUCUCGACCUACCGGUGUUUUGCCCUGAACAGCGAUUUCAAGGGGAUCGUCCUGUGUCUGAUCACCCACGCCUUCUGGCCACCGAUGGUCUUCCUGUUCAUCUGCACCUCCCUUUGGACCCCUCUCUCGUACAUGAUCGAUCCCCCGAACAUGCCAGACCGCGAGGAUCUGUUGAUCCGAGACCCCAAGACAGGGGUUGCGCACCCGACUGCGAGAAGCAAGAAGAUCGGGUUCGGUGGCCAGGCCGCCUGGUUUGAGCUGGAGUACUCUCUCUCCACGGUGGCCACGACGUUGGUAUUUUUCUCUUUAGGGCAUCCCGAAAAGGCGGUGGCAAAGGCGGUGAAGAUAUCUUAUCUGAGGCACAGCCUCUCUGACACUCUCUUUCUCUCGUCAUUGCACCGUCAGUUGCUCGAGUUAUUGUCCGAGAAGAUGGUUCUGCGAUGGAUCGUCAACUUCGGCCUCCUGGCCAUCCCAAUUGGGGGUACCAUCGGCGCCAUCCUGGGCAUUGAAGCCCACCGCCAGGCAAACGGACAGGCUCCUCUUUUCGCUGGCAGCGGCGACAAUGGUGGCUCUGGCUCUGGAUCUGGAGGCAGCAGCACUGGUUCUUCUGGGAAUACCGGUACUCAUUUCACUGAUAACGGGGUCACCAAUUCGCGUUAUUGCAACAAGUCACUUGGUAUUCCCCCGGAGUCGAAGGGACAGCAGUUUACAUUUAAUCCAAAUCAGUGGGGCGUCACAUCUAGCACAGUUGGAGGUUUAUGUAUGAAUAUCACAACCUUCGACAACAUGACCUACGCAACGAAAUACACCGCCCCAGCGUUCUCCGCAUCCUGGAUCUAUGAGCCCGCCGCCGGGGACCAGCCCACGCACGCAUACCCCAACGUCAUGGUCGACAACGUCUUCCCCGUCGAGCUGCAGCAGAUGUCAGGUAUCAACCUUGAUUUCCAUUGGACGUACGGCAUGGGCAACAGCACCGCCGCGUCGACCGACCUCGCUACUCUCAACGCCGCUGAUUUUAAUGGCAACGUUGCUAUCGAUAUGUUUUUCGACUCCGACUCCACCACCGCUCAGGACAGCCUGAAGGCCAAUUACGAGGUUAUGAUCUGGUUUGCGGCGUUCGGGCCCUCCACUAUGCCCCUUGGGUAUCAGAAUGUGGUGGCCCGUCAUGUGUUGGACGGGACGACAUUCGAGCUCUUCAGCGGCACAAACGGCAACGGCCAAACCGUCCUCACGUGGAACGCGACCCAGAUUGCGGAAACAUUUAACGGGGACAUCUCGCCACUCAUCACGGAUCUGUAUAACCUGGGUGCAGACGGGUACCCGAAGAAAACGGAUUAUCUGGGGGUGUUCCAGUUAGGCUCAGAGGCGUUUUCGUCGAAUGACUGGGCAACAUUUUCGGUGCCGACUCUUUCGGUUGACAUACAGGUUUAG
Penicillium lagena is the source of this 3357-nucleotide messenger RNA. RefSeq names its product glycosyltransferase family 2 protein. NCBI's taxonomy places the organism in Eukaryota, Fungi, Ascomycota, Eurotiomycetes, Eurotiales, Aspergillaceae. Gene Ontology annotation, molecular function: cellulase activity. Bases 1 to 3357 code for a protein of 1118 amino acids. The record is from RefSeq and is a predicted model, not a curated record. The transcript is spliced from 7 exons. Gene Ontology annotation, biological process: polysaccharide catabolic process.